CUACGACGACAAUCUUUUUCGUCCUUAUAUUCGUGAAUUUAUGGCACAAAAAAUUCACGCCAGCGGCUUUGACAACGACAUCAAAGGAGAUCAACAGAAGGAAGAGGACUUCAUCAAAGAAUGUAAGGAAAAGUUUGGAAUCAUCAUCGACAAGGAGAAAAUGAAGGUCAAUAAAGGAAAGAGGACGCAAGCCAAAUUAUGCUUAAACAACUUAUGGGGUCGUUUCUCUCUCCGUAACUUUGGAUUAUCUCAAUGUGUAGUUACGGACGACCCUGCUAUGUACAUCAAAUAUUCAAACGACCCUUCAAUUAUUAUUGAUACAGUAGAGGGACUAACUGAGGAUGUACUUCUUAUUUCAUACAGCAAAAAGAAGGAAUUUGUGGAAGAACAUGACUCAUCAAAUGUCAUCAUCUCGUUGUGGACCACAUCAGCAGCAAGAAUUCACUUGCUACACGCCAUGCAACAGGUUGUGAGAACUCCUGAUUGCAAAUUGCUUUACACCGACACCGACUCCUUAAUUUUUUCUCACCCGAUUGGCAACUGCCCUCUUCAAUUAGGUCCUCAUCUGGGUGAAUUCACAGAUGAGUACCCUGACUUCAACAUUUUGGAAUUUUGCUCUGGUGGCGCAAAGCAAUAUGGACUGAAGAUGGAAAAGAAGGAUGAGCCCAACAGUGAACCAGUCUACGUUCUCAAGGUGCGCGGUAUCACUCUCAACUGGGAUGCAAUAAUCAAUCAAGGAAUGCGGUACGAAGCUUUUAAAGAAAAGAUUUUCAAUUUUGUUAAAGGUGAUUAUGACCCUAUUACUAUUUUGUAUCCCAAUUUUUUACGUCCAUCUGUUAUAGAUGGAUCUGUUACCACUUUACCUCUUAAGAAAAAUUAUAAGCCCCACGUCGGAAAGGGAGUAAUCCGCCCUUCUGAUUUUUCUGUAUUGGACUUUGGAUUUAUCAAUUUGUAAUUUUUCCCCAAAUUAACUUGGAGUUGGAAAGUAGCCAGGGGUAUGGGCACCCAAAUUCUAUACCAACUAUCGUAUGUUGUG
Molecule: messenger RNA, 1036 nt
Organism: Meloidogyne enterolobii
Lineage: Eukaryota; Metazoa; Nematoda; Chromadorea; Rhabditida; Meloidogynidae
Source: the annotation of a GenBank genome assembly